AGGAACAAGCGUUAUUUCUUACGAGUUCGAACAAAACGAAAAGAUAUCACUAAAUAAAGCUCGAACACUUCAGGUAUUUGAUCAAAGAAGAGUUGUACGCAGGACCAGAUCAUGAAUAACUUAAUAACAAGAAUGAAAGAGAUAUGCUCUUACCAUUGAUUCAUAUAUUGAAGUGUUUAAUGUCUGCGAAGAUGAAAAACUUUUAGAUAUCAGUAACCAAAAUGAAAAAAAAUAAACAAAGAGAGUUGCACGAAUGCAGUUGUUGUUGUAAAAGUCUCCGUUGGAUUAGUCAUCUCAAAAGCCACCAAGCGACACACACUGGAGAAAGACCACAUAAGUGUGAAUUUUGUGGCAAGGGAUUCACUCGAAUCGAUCAUUUAAAAACCCAUUCACGAUUGCACUUGCCUGAUGACCCGCAAAAUCACAGUAUUAAGGUUAAACAAAGUAAGUUGCACCAAUGUGGUAUUUGUGAUAAAAGUUUUCGUUGGCUCAGUGGUCUCAGAAACCACCAAACGACACACACUGGAGAACGACCACAUAAGUGUGACAUUUGUAGCAAAACAUUCACCCAGAAGAGUCACUUGACACCCCAUUUACGAUUGCAUUUUUACGAUGAGGGACAAAAUCAACAUAAAUGUGAAGUUUGCGAAAAGGUACUUAACGACAUGCGAAGUAAAACUAUUCAUAUGAGACAACAUACAGGAGAAAGACCAUAUAAAUGUGAAGAAUGUGGAAAGGGCUUUUGUAGCAGAGGUAUUUUGAAAAAACAUAUCAAUCUACACCUCAAGACAUUCAUGUGUGAAAUAUGCAAUCGGGCAUUUGACUGCAAGUCUCACCUUUCUACUCAUAUGCUCACUCAUACAAAAGAAAAAAAAUUUAAAUGUACUAUUUGCGAAAAGUUAUUCGCAUGCAAAGGUAAUUUAAAGUUGCAUAUGAGAAGACAUACAAAUGAAUAUCAAUUUAAAUGUGAAAUAUGUGGCGCCAUCAAGGUGCAACAAUGCGAACUGAAUAUUCAUAUGCGAAUGCACACAGGUGAAAAACCGUUUAUCUGUAAAUUAUGUGGGAAGGCAUUUAGCGAGCGUAGUAAUCGAAAUAUGCAUAUGCAAACACAUUCCAACGAAAAGCCGUAUGCAUGUGACAUAUGUGGAAAAAGAUUUGCUGUACAAAGAUAUGUCAAACAACACACCAAACAGACUCAUUUGAAAUCAGAUAGUAUCUCAAAUACGAACAAAGUUCUAACUGAAAAUAUAUAUUGAGAUAGCACUGUUGUUUCUUAUCAAAAUGAAAAUAUAUCGCAGCAUAAGCACAAACCUCUCAAGUAAUUGAAAUCAAAGAGCUAUCAGACCACGAAUAACUUGAUAUACCGAGUGUCUUAGACAUGCUCGUAGCGCUUAUUCAUUUAUGCCACAUUCUCAGUAAAUCGUCACCGCGUUGCCCGCUCCGUCGCCGACAGGUGGGUUCACUCGGAGUACUGUUCAGCAGCAGUAGAUAUUCAGCCCAGACACCCAUCCCUACUUUUGAAAUGUUAAACAUCAAGUUAUCACAAAACCUGACUUGGCAUGUAGAAAUCUUAAAAUUGAACACCUAACGUGUAGUAUCUGUAAAUGCUUUUUUAUGAAUGCUGAUUUAGAAAUGUAAAUUCAAAUGGAACGAUUAUUAAAAGAUUUGUUCACAAAUAAUACUGCAAUAAAAGCAGGAGAAAAAAAUUACGUAUUUUGUGGACAGUGGUCGCCGACGGUGGGUCAGUGGUUCGCCAGCCCUUGCACAGUGGCUUCCAAUCAGAUGGAAUCCAUGGAUGUGUAAUAUGGAACGAAGUAGUGAAAUAGAACUACUCGCUGUUGCAGUCUGCCUCGGCUAGAAAACAAGUCCUGGAUUUAUUUAUAAACAAAGCUACGGUCUUAAUAAGACUUUGUAUAUGACUGUAAUCACAUUCAAUGAAAUGCUUCUUUGUGAAUGAUUUAUCUAAAGAAAUAUUGGACCAAUUACAUUAUGUACUUUCUCCAAAUAAAUACGGACCGUUUUUAUGUACAGUUUUAAUGAGUAUUAGUUGGUUCUAUGUUAAAGAGAUCUACAACAUUCAGGUAAAUUAUCCGAAGGGUCGUCUAUUACAGCGGUUCCCAAAAGGUACCGGUAGUGCGCCGCGACGAGUUGCUAAGUGCGCCGCGAAAAAUUAAUAGAAUUGUGUUAAACACAAUUAAGAUAUGAUUGAAUAUUUUACAUAUUGUAUUUAUUAUAGGUUUUUUAAUAUUUCUGAUUAUUAAUGCUAUAUGAAUCGAUAAAUUCAUUUCAUCCUUUUAUGUCGUUC
This is a messenger RNA of Styela clava, 2305 nucleotides long. The record is from RefSeq and is a predicted model, not a curated record. Lineage: Eukaryota; Metazoa; Chordata; Ascidiacea; Stolidobranchia; Styelidae.